AUGGGACCACCAUUUUUAUUUCAAACUUAUACAGCACUUGAAUACGAUGAUGAAUAUAAUAAAGUAAUAUCGUGGGGCUUUCCAGCUAAACGAAAUAAAGAUGAUAAUAAGCCUGAUGAACUGUUUAAAUUACAUUUGAGUGAUAUACCGGAUGAGCUUAAACCGAAGCUUCCAGUUGGAUAUGAAAAGGCUAUUACUGAUUAUCUUAGAGAAAUUGUACAGGCGAUUAAAGAUGACCUUUCAAGACAUUGGGAUUCUUUAAAUUUUUAUAAGGAUGUAUUAUUAGUUAUUACGUGUCCCGCUGAUUCUUCGGAAAAUGCAAGUUCGAUUAUGAGAGAAUGUGUAUAUAAUGCAGGUGCUGAUUCUUCUAAUUUAAUAAGAUCAUUAUUAGCUGAAGCUGCAUCAACAUAUCGCAAUUUUAUAAGGCACGAUCAGAAAA
This is a messenger RNA of Funneliformis mosseae, 439 nucleotides long. The record is from the annotation of a GenBank genome assembly. Lineage: Eukaryota; Fungi; Glomeromycota; Glomeromycetes; Glomerales; Glomeraceae.